This is a messenger RNA of Marasmius oreades (fairy-ring Marasmius), 522 nucleotides long. RefSeq lists its product as uncharacterized. Lineage: Eukaryota; Fungi; Basidiomycota; Agaricomycetes; Agaricales; Marasmiaceae. The transcript has 3 exons. The record is from RefSeq and is a predicted model, not a curated record. The coding region runs from base 56 to 295 and encodes 79 amino acids.
UUGCACGCGAACCCCAUCUCGCAGACGAAGUCAGUUCAGCAGGCUAUCGAUAAUCAUGCACACCGAAAGAGGACAGCUCCGGGAUUCUAAACAGUGCCUACAACAACGUUCCGACCUGCGCAAAAAGAUUUUCAGAGGGUUUACAGGUGCUUUAGUUCUUGCAGGAGUAUCACUCUACGUCACGAAGAAAUUCAUAGAAAAGAGGCGGAAGGCGGAUUUGGAGAUCUAUCGUUCCCUGCAGCGUCCCGACGCGAAGAAAGACGUAGUGACUCCUGCAGGGCCGUCAUCUACAUAAUUCAACAAACAUGGUCGACUUCCUUUCAUUACCAGAACACCCCCCUCUCAAUCCCUUUCCCAUCUUCAUAUUCCAACCACUCACUUCCUGUUCUGCUCGCGAUUAACGUUGGGUAAAUCAAAGCGCGAUUACGAAGUGAAGAAGGUCACCGUGAUAGGCCGUACAUCAUAACGUAAGUAAUUAACCUGCCCUCGACUAUUUGCAUUCACUCUGAAGGAACCAUAUUG